Pelobates fuscus (common spadefoot toad) is the source of this 1417-nucleotide messenger RNA. RefSeq names its product interleukin 17C (gene IL17C). Lineage: Eukaryota; Metazoa; Chordata; Amphibia; Anura; Pelobatidae. The transcript has 3 exons. Gene Ontology annotation, molecular function: cytokine activity. Gene Ontology annotation, biological process: inflammatory response. The coding region runs from base 92 to 745 and encodes 217 amino acids. Gene Ontology annotation, cellular component: extracellular region. The record is from RefSeq and is a predicted model, not a curated record.
AAAUGAGAAGCAAGACAGUAAUACACAGCUGGCAUUGCCAACCUAGGUGGAGAGAUCAAUUCUAUCUGCACCUCUAAUAGACAGCUAAGACAUGGUCAGAAGGCAGGUUAACUUCAUGGAUGUGGUGUCUGCAAUGUGGAUACUUUGCAUUUUUGCUCUAAUGUCUACGAAUAUCUGUGAGGCCAUCAAAGGAGUUAAAGCUGGGAAGCAUGGUCUUCGUGAACACCAUAACCACGAAAAUCACCAUAACCACGAUGACCAUCACUGCUACACGGCGGAGGAAGGAGUACCCAGUACUAUGAUCAAUCGCUUUGCCAGCAGGAAGAUGAACUGGAAUAACUAUAUUACAGUAAAACUUGUCUCCAAUAUUGAGAACAGCGAGGGGAGGGAUGGGGGAAAGAGAAGACGCAAGAGAGAACAGGGCCAGGGCUGCCCCAUCAAUGAAUUUGCCGCAAAUCGUGAUGAAGUCAAAGACCGUUCUAUUUCUCCAUGGGAGUACCGAAUUGACACCGAUGAGACCAGAUACCCACAGAAGUUGGCCUUUGCCCACUGCUUGUGUAAAGGAUGUAUUCACACCCAUGGAACAAGAGUGUCCGAAAACCACAGCCUAGUUUCAGUGCCGGUUGAGCAAACCAUGCUGGUCCUGCGCAGGAAGACAUGCGCACACGAUAAAUCGAAGUACACCUUUGAGGUGGAUUACAUAAAUGUUCCCGUGGCCUGUACAUGCGCCAAGCCACGUUACUGACCAUACCACGUAGGGAUUAGAUCGCUCCCAUGGAGUUCUUAUUCCUGGACUUAGAACCCUGUGUCGUGACCAUGUCACACAAAGUUUGUUUGUUAUAAAACAUUUCUAAUUAUAUUUAUAUUAGUUGAGAUGAGGUUUUUAACUAUGUAUUUGCUAUUGGCUAUUCGAUUAUUGGGGAUAUAAUGAAUCUGCUUGGCAGACCUAUUGUGGAAGUUACUUCAGCACCAGAUUUAUAUCGGGUCAAAUAACACUUUUCUUCUGCCAACCAGAUUUUUAGAAUGUGGCGAAUUUCAUUACAUGAGAUUAUUAUUUUAUCUCCAAUACAGUCAAUCUUACCAAAAAAGGGCCCUAAUUUAGGCCGAUUUUUCAUCCUUUCACCAACUGGCUUUCACCUGAAUCUGUUGAGUUUUUAGUUAUGGUUUCAUUUUAGAGAGCUGUGUGCUAAAAUUAAACAGAUUUUAUUUCUAAUUAAAAAAUGCUGGGAAUUUACCUUUUGCUUAAACCAUGCUUGUCCGACCACAAUCCUUGAUGGCAACAGCACUGCUCUGCCUGCUGCCAAACGCGGGGUUAAAACACUACAAAUUAAAAGGUAGAAGCAAGCAACCCCUGUGUUGGGCAAGCCCGAUUUAACCAUUUCAGUGCCGGCAUUGUGCCAUGAUUUAACCCCUUAAG